Molecule: messenger RNA, 1146 nt
Organism: Trichoderma aggressivum f. europaeum
Lineage: Eukaryota; Fungi; Ascomycota; Sordariomycetes; Hypocreales; Hypocreaceae
Exons: 2
Coding region: 1-1146 (381 amino acids)
Molecular function (GO): nucleotide binding
Source: RefSeq, a predicted model, not a curated record
AUGGCGCCCAUCCGCACAGCCAUUAUCGGCCUCUCCAGCACCGCAACCACAUCCUGGGCCAGCGCCGCCCAUCUGCCCUAUCUUCUCUCCCCCCGCGGUCGUGCAAAGUAUCAGAUCGUGGCCCUGUGCAACAGCAGCGUCGAGUCGGCGAAGCGCGCCAUUGAAGUCUUCAAGCUGCCCCCCGAGACAAAGGCCUACGGCAACCCCCAGGACGUUGCCGACGACGAGGACAUUGACCUCGUGGUUGUAAGCACUCGCGUCGACGUCCACUACGAAACUGCCCUGCCGAGCGUCAAGGCUGGCAAGCACGUCUUUGUAGAGUGGCCGCUGGCUCACGAUGUAGCCCAUGCAAAGGAGCUCGUCGACGCGGCUCGAGUUGCGGGUGGACGGACGCUGGUUGGCAACCAAGGGCGCGAGGCUCCUCCCGUUGUCAAGGUCAGGCAGCUGCUUGAGCAGGGGAGCAUUGGCAAGAUCCUCAGCAGCGAGGUCAGGGCCUUUGGCGGAUCCGUUGACCGAGAGGCUUUGCUGUCAGGGCUCAAGUACUUUACUGACAGGGCUGUUGGUGGCAAUAUUGUAACGAUUGGAGUUGGGCAUUUGUUUGACCAAGUUCAGUAUGUCAUCGGGGACUUUCAAAACAUCCAAUCACACCUCCAGCUCCAGCGCCCCAACGUCCUCCUCCGCGACCCUUCCACCAAAAAGGUGGUCGAAACAGUAAAGUCCAACGUCCCCGAUCUCAUCAUCAUCGACGGCACCCUCGCCGCAUCGCAAAUCGCCACCGAGGGAGCCAAUGUGCUCUUCCGUUUCCGUCGAGGCCAGCAAUUCCCCGACGACCCUGCCCUCUCAUGGACAAUUAAUGGUGAAAAGGGCGAGAUUCGACUCCAGGCGUUUGGCGGAUCCUCUCUGCACGCCAGUUCGUACGGCGCUCCCGUCACCAUUGAGGUUCACGAUUUUGCAUCGGACCAGGUGCAGAAGGGCGAAUGGAGCUGGCAGAGCUGGCAAGAGGAGCUGGCGAUUGUGGGGAGAAGCGUUGGUGUUCUUUAUGACAAGUUUGCGGACGGUGAGUUUGAGGGAGCGCCUUCGUUUGAGACGGCUUUGGUUCGCCACGAGCAACUAGCGACUGUUCUUGCUGGGUGGGAUGAGAAGUGA